Messenger RNA from Hyla sarda, 14726 nucleotides. It is a transcript of the gene APOB, whose product is annotated as apolipoprotein B. Gene Ontology annotation, molecular function: small GTPase binding; low-density lipoprotein particle receptor binding; cholesterol transfer activity. The record is from RefSeq and is a predicted model, not a curated record. NCBI's taxonomy places the organism in Eukaryota, Metazoa, Chordata, Amphibia, Anura, Hylidae. Gene Ontology annotation, cellular component: low-density lipoprotein particle; very-low-density lipoprotein particle; mature chylomicron. Gene Ontology annotation, biological process: intracellular protein transport; cholesterol transport; cholesterol homeostasis. The transcript is spliced from 32 exons. Bases 807 to 14510 code for a protein of 4567 amino acids.
GUGAACAUCAGCGCAAUCGCUCUGGAGACAUCAGUUUAACUGCCAAUUCAAAUCCCUGUUCUGCCCAAUGGAGAAAAGGGAAAUCUUGGCCCAUACUACAACAGCCGCCACCAUUGCACACAACAAGGAACCCACAUAUCGGCACGAAAAAUCCUGACAAAUGGCCUUGCGUACUGCUUCAAUCCCCAUAUCAUUGGUCUCCCCGGGGGGUUCAUCAGAUUCUUGAGAAUCUUUGGUAAAAAGUACAUGAUCGGAAUAAUGGGGUGAACCACCAUCAGGAAAUCAUACAAUGUCUUAUCAAUCAAGGAGCCUCAAUAGGGGUGUAAGAUUCAGUGAAGGAUGCCUGAGGAAGCUGCGCCUGCACAGUGAAACGCAUUGCAUCUUGGAUGAAUAAAGCUUUUUAUACCUGAACCCACCUACCUGAAGCCUCUUUGUUCCUGUCAGCGCCUGAGAAUCCCUACUUUUUACGAAGUUCACUGGAUCUUACAAGCUUUUAUGGGAAGGCUGCAGACGAUAACACAAUAAUCCUUGCUUCCACAAGUGCUGACCAUUGUUGUGUAUGUCGGUACACAACCGGAGCGGCUCUAGGCCCAGGUCAUCAUACUAAUCUCCCAGGCAAAACUUUACCCUUUGGACCUUUUGCAAUUUGCACUGAACUCCCAAACACAAUAACUCAGCUGGUUUCCCUGCCUAUAUAAAUUCAUGUCCAAGGCAAAAGUCUCAUUCUCUCCCUGGAACGCAAGAAGAGAAGCCAAAAUUGGCAUAUAAGGGAAAUAAGGAGCUCCCGAGAGCUGUCUUAGCUCAUCAUGGGCACUAGGACGCUCUUGCUCCUUGUGCUGUUCACCAGCAGUUGCAUCUUAGCUCAAGAAGAUGGGACAGAAAGCCAGAAUCCCAGCUGUCCAAAAGAUGCAAUCAAAUUCAGACAUCUUAGGAAAUAUACAUAUAAUUAUGAGGCCUCUACCACAAGUGGGGUGACCGGAACGGCUGAUUCACAGAGUGGAUCCAAGUUUAACUGCAAGGUAGAGCUGGAAGUGCCACAACUAUGCAACUUCAUUCUGAGGAUAAAACAGUGCACCCUGCGAGAGGUGUACGGAGUAAGCUCCGAAGGAAAAGCCCUCUACAAGAAAGCAAAGAAUUCGGAAGACUUCUCCAAUGCUAUGUCCAAGUAUGAAGUCAACUUCAGUGUUCAGCUUGGAAAACAGGUCAUUUUAUAUCCUAAAGAGGAGGAACCUGUGAAUAUUCUGAAUAUUAAGAGAGGCAUUAUUUCAGCUCUUCUUGUUCCAGAUGAGACACAACAAACCAGUGACAUGGAUACUGUAUAUGGAAAAUGUCGAAGUGAAAUCAGUGUAGGAAAGAAAGGAAGUUCUGAUGUUACUGUCACCACAAACCUGAAGACUUGCGACCAAUUCACACCAGUCAGAGAUCACGUCAGUCCUCUUGCCCUCUUUAAAGGACUGAACACCCCAUUGUCUACACUGAUCAGCAGCAGUCAGUCUUGUCAAUACGCCCUGGAUGCAAAAAGAAGACAUUUGGCCGAAGCCUCCUGUGUGGAGACUCAUCUCUUCCUUCCCUUCUCCCACAAAAAUCAGUAUGGCAUGAUGGCAAAAGUGACCCAGAACCUAAAGUUGGAAGACUCCUCAAAGACUAACAGCAGAGAGUUUGCAGAUUCACCAUUUACAAAAGGCCUGGCCCUCGAGGCUGCUGAGUCUCCUUCUACUAGUGAAGAAGCUGUCUUGGAUAACCUAAUGGAGCUGCAGAAAGUAUCAACAUCUGAAAUAAAUCAGCAGAGAGCAAACACCUUCCACAAGCUUGUUGCAGCACUGAGGACCCUCAAUAAUGACACCCUGGGUCCCCUUGUCCCAAGACUGAUGCAGUUAUCAAGCCCUAUCACACUUCAAGCCCUGACCCAGUGCGGGACUCCCGAAUGUUUCGGAGCUAUUCUUCAGGUGCUGCGCACCAGUGAUGUGUCCCCUAUACUGAGAGAUCCCAUCAUAUACGCAAUAGGACUUUUCCCGAGACCGUGUACCAAGCGCUUACGAGAGAUUCUGAACAUGGCCCAGUAUACUCAAAGCAGAGCUUCAUUUUAUGCCUUAGGCCACGCUGUCAACAACUUCUAUGAAUAUGAAAACAUUAUCACUCCUGAGUUAAGGGAUGUUGCCGAUUACAUGUCAUCUCUCAUCGACAAUGAAUGUACUGGAGACCAAGAAAAAACCUUCUUAACUCUUAAGGCCAUUGGAAUUAUGGGGAAUGUUUUGGAAGAAGUCAAUCCACAGAUCAAGUCCUCUGUUCUGAGAUGUGUCAGGAGUCAGGCGCCAUCAUUCGAUGUGCAGAAGGCAGCUAUCCAGGCCCUGCGCAAAAUGUCUGUCUCAGACGAUGUUCGAAGUACGCUCGUCCAAGUCUUCCAGGAUGGAAACUCUCCAGUUCAGAAGAGGCUGGCAGCCUACCUGGUCCUGAUGAAGAACCCUUCACAAUCUGACCUUCGUAAGAUUGUUCGCACCCUCAAUAAGGAUGAUAACGAGCAAGUGAAGAACUUUGUUGCCUCUCACAUUGUUAACAUCCAGAAAUCCCAGGCACCAGAAAUGCAGGAGCUAAAAGGCAAAGUAGAAGAGACUCUCAAGUCAAAUGGUGUUCCCACCAUUGUCAACGACUUCACAAAAUUGUCUAAGAAUUACCAAUUUUCCAAGAAUGUGGAUGUUCCUGGAUUGGGAGAGAAUUUAGGGGCCAAAGUGGAAGGAAACAUCAUUUACGACUAUACCGGCUACAUGCCAAGAGAGGUCAUGUUUGAGACAACCCUGAAUGUGUUUGGAGAGUCUGUGGAUCUGUUUGAGGUCGGUGUUGAAGGUAAAGGCUUUGAACCAACUCUCAAUGCUCUGUUCGGAAAGGAUGGCUUUUUCCCUGACUGCGCCACAAAGGCCUUGUACUGGGCAGACGGCAAAGUUCCAGAAAAGGUCACAGAGGUUUUAUACAAGUGGUUUGGUGUCUCCAGACAAGACAAGCAAAACCAGGAUCUGAAGAAGGCUGUGCUAUACAAUGUAGAAAAACUGAUAAGGGAAGUAAGAUCAAGUGGAGCCCCAGAGGCUAAAGCAUACCUGGAGAUCCUUGGUAAAGAACUCGGUUACUUCAAGUUGAGCGACUUUCAGGCCAUGGAAAACAUGAUGUUUAGGACCUUCCAAACUGUACAUAAUCUCCCUUCAAAGCUUGCACAGAUAUUCUCCCAUGGUGCUGACAGUGACCUCUUCGUCCACUACAUCUUCAUGGACAAUCAGUUCUCCCUCCCAACUGGAUCAGGUCUUCAGCUCCAAGUAUCUUUGUCUGGAAUAGUUGCUCCGGGUGCAAAGGCUGGAAUGAAACUUGAAAGCAGGAGUGGAAAGGUAGGAUUUGCCCUGAAACCAGCUGUCUCGGUAGAGUUUGUUACUCAGAUAGGAAUUCAGAUUCCUGAGUUUUCCAAGCAUGCUGUCCAAAUGAACACCAACAUCUACCAUGAAUCUGGGGGCGAGCUAUCCUUUACUAUGAAGAAGGGACAGGUCAAGUUUGCAAUUCCUGCACCCACUACACCAAUAAAUCUGUUCAGCAUCAACAACAAAGUCAAUCUGGUCUUUGCAUCUAAGACUGAGGUCAUGCCUCCCAUCAUUGAAAAUAGAGAGGAUCGUACAACUUGCUGGCCUCUUAUCACAGGAAUGAACUACUGCACGAGCAUCGGAUAUUCCAAUGCCAGUUCAAUAGACAGCGCUCCCUACUUCCCACUCACAGGAGAGUCCAGGUACGAAGUGAAGAUUCAUCCAACAGGAGAGGUGCAAGAAUAUUCUCUGACUGCAGCUUAUGAGAAGAACAAGGAAGGAACUGACCCAAUGGACAGUGUGCGAAUCUUCCUCCAAGCAGGAGAAAAUAAGGCUGCAGAAGUAAGGCUGACCGUGACAUAUAACAGCGACAAGUAUAUUUUGACAAGCAACUUGGAAAUCCCAAGUGCCAACAUAGACUUCGGUAGCAGUAUCAGAGCCUAUACUGAAUACGACGAUGCCAGGGGGUCUACCAAAACUCUUAUUGCAGAAUUGAAAAACCAACAGGUCUCAGAGGUCACAUUCACAGGAAGACUAAGCUCUGAUUUUGACAAUGGUAAUGGCGCCCUUAGUGCAGAGCUUUCAAUUCCAAAGCUACAUAUGGAGGCCAAGGCAGAUGCCACCCUUAAGAAAAUACUCAGUGAUUUUAACCUUCAGCUCAAGUCUUCGGCCACAAUCUGCGCCCUAUCUGGAUCACAAAACCUUCUUUUCACCUAUGACAAUGAAAAGGUUGAGUUAGAUUGGAGCACCACAUCUGAUAGCAACGUGAAGAAGAUCAUCUCGAAACUACCAGACAUCAGGUUCUCAGACAUUGCCAGCUAUCCUGAAUCUCUGAAGACCUACGCCAACACAAUCCUAGAUCAUAAGGUGGCUCAGACAGACAUGACCAUUCGCCAUAUUGCUUCCCAGUCCAUAGUGGCAACCAAAAACUGGAUUCAGGCGGCUUCAAGAGGCAGUUCAUAUGCACAAACUCUCAGCAACAAGUUGGAUGCAUUAAGAGAUCUAAACAUGCAGGAACUGGGUAUCCCAUCCCUCCCUGAUAACCUGUUCUUAAAUAGUGAUGGAAAGAUCAGAUAUAAAUUUAACAAGGAAAGUAUUAUCAUCAAUAUCCCACUACCCUUAGCAGGAAAGACAUCUCACCAACUUGUGGCAAAAACGUUGAGGUCUCCAAGAUUGGAACUGCAGUCAGUGGGAUUAGUUGUUCCAGAAAAGGAGUAUAGAAUCCCAGCCUUCACCAUUCCUGAGUAUUACCAACUAAGAGUACCUUUGAUCGGAGUAUUGGAUCUGUCUUCUAAUAUAAACAGCAACUUCUACAACUGGUCUGCCUCAUACACCGGUGGGAACACUACCAGUGACAUCCUGAGCUUUGGUUUAAGAUAUCAAGUAAAAGCAGACUCCAUACUGGAUAUUCUUUCUUAUAACAUUGAUGGUUCUGCACAAGAAUCCUUCGACCCAAGAGGAAUAUAUACCAGGUCCUUUGAGGGAUCAUUACGCCACACCCUCCUUGAUGCAAGCAUAAGAUUAAAUGAAAUAUUUAACUAUCUGAGUGACCAGAUUUUUAAAGCAUCCUAUUCUUACCAGGCCAGAAGUGCGCUGGGACUUGAAUUUUCUGAAGUCUCCUCAGUCAGGACAACAGUCAACAACAAGAUAGUACUGACAGAAUGUGAUGCCAAAAGUAAACUGAAUGUAGCCUCCCUUUUUGCAAACAGUGAUAUAAUAUUAACAUUCACUGUCAACACAGACACCCUACAAACAAAAGUAGAAUCCAACUAUAAAUUUGACUCAUCUUACUUAAAAGCAACAAACAAAUUAUCAGGAAUGUUUCUGAAAGAAGCAGUAACAUUAAAGUCAACAACAGAUUUCCAAGAUGGAGCUCUUGUCAACACCAUGACUGCUGAUUACAGAGACAGACAAUUGACCCUGAAGUCAGAUACAAAUGGAAAUUACUACAACUUAGUUGGACUGAACAGAUUUGAACUCACUGUGUCGAAGCAAAUGGCUGCAAUCCGCUCAGAGUAUCAGGCUGACUACAAGCGCAAUAGAUUCUAUACCCUUUUGUCUGGCUCUCUUAACUCCUUAGGUCUUGAACUCAAUGCUGAUGUCACUCUUAAUAACCAGGGAAGUAGAGGUGCUCACAAGGCUACUCUGAAGCUAAACCAAGAUGGCCUUACCACCAGUGCCACCACCAGUGUUAACUUUAGUCCAUUAUUGUUGGAGAGUGAGUUAAAUGCUGAUGUUGGAUUAGCAGGAGCAGGGAUGAAAAUGUCAGCAAGUGGAAGAUAUCGAGAACACAGCGCCAAGAUUUCUGUUGAUGGAAAGGGGUCCUUGAGUGAACUGUCUCUGGGAAGUGUAUGUCAGGCUACUCUUCUUGGUGUGGACAGCAAACAUCUGUUGAACUUUAGGGUUAGUAAAGAAGGCCUGAGAUUUUCUAACAAUUUAUUGGGCUCAUAUAACCAAAUAAAACUUGAGAGCAGCAAUGACCUAAGUAUUGCUGGAUACGUUCUACAGUUUACCUCCAAAUUCGAAAACUCUUUAAGCUCUGUCAUAUUCCACAAGCACAAGUUUGACUUCCAGAUGCAGCCCUAUACCAUGACAACUGUGCUGAACAAUGAACUGAAAUAUGGCGCUCUAGAGUUUACCAACAAUGGACAAGUGCAGCUUGAAGCCUUCAAGGUGAAUAUCAAUGGCAAUUUAAGAGGUGCUUACAGCAAAGAUGAAAUAAAGCAUACCUAUGGCUUCUCAGCUGGUAAUAUGGCAGCAAAUGUUAACACAGACACUAUUGCAAAUAUACUAGGAACGACUCAUAGCCAUAGACUGACUCUGGAAAUCGCUGGCCUAUCUGUCUCGUUUAGCAGCAGCUCAAAUUGUGAAUCAAAAGAUAUCCGAUUUACAAACAGAAUUCGCUCAGUUGUGCAACCAUUCACCAUUACCAUUGACUCUCAAACCAAUGGAGAUGGAAGACUGAUGAUUUUUGGGGAACAAGCAGGACAACUUUACAGCAAAUUCAUUCUAAAAGCAGAGCCUCUCUCCUUUAAUUUAGUUCAUGAUUACAGGGGAUCAACAAAGCAUUCAUUUGGAAGAGGCAAUACUCAUGAAACUCUUCUAGAUUACAACAUAAACCUGUUGUUCACUCCUUCUGAACAGCUGAGCUCAUGGAAGCUGAAGAGUCGCCUGAACCAGAAUACAUACAACCAGGAAAUGAGUGCAUUCAAUAAUGCAGACAGUAUUGGAGUUCAGCUUAGUGGGCAAACUCUUGCAGACAUCUCUAUACUGGAUAGACAAGUUUAUCUGCCUUUCGUUACGUUUAAUCCAAUUGAUUCCCUAAACUUAAGAGACAAUGUUAAUACACCUCAAGAGUUCAGCAUCUCUGGCCACAUCAAGUACGACAAAAAUAAAGACAUGCACAUCAUCAACUUGCCGUUCAUUGAGAACAUGUCUUUGUACUUUGAGAAAGUAAGAUCUGCAUUACUGACUGCUCUACAAGCUCUGCAGAAUUCCUUGAAAGAUGUAGACAUUGAUCAAUAUGUUCAGAGAUACAGAAGGGCAUUGGAUACAGCCAGCCAAAGAAUGAAUGACUAUGUUAACAGUUUGGAUCUAGAAAACAAAGCUCAUCUGGUAAGAGAAAAAAUUAUAUCAAUGGCCAAGGAAUAUAAGAUCACAGCGGAGGAAUUUCAGUCUGCAGUUGAAGAUUAUUUCAGACGGGUACAAAUCCGUUUGCAGAAAUCCUGGGCUGAAAUGGACAGAUAUAUCAACGAAAAUUAUGAUGAGCUUAGGAAAUCCAUUGAGGUGUUAAUUCAGAGAUGUGCUGAGAAGCUGAAAGCCUUUGACAAUGAAUACAAAGUACGGGAAAAGACCAUUGAGAUGAUUCAAAACAUACAAGUUUCCGUGGAAAACAUGAACGUUAAUGACUUUGGACAAAGUCUGGCUGCCUGGAUUCAAAAUGUUGAGGAACAAUACCAUAUAAGAGCUAACAUCCAGAGACUCUUACAUCAAAUCCAGGUAUACAUACAGAGAUUCAACAUUGAUCAGAUGGCUCAAAAUGUGAAGGAACUUCUACAGUCUGAGAAAGUAUACAGAUUUGUAAAGCAGAUCAAAGAUUCUGUGCCAUUUGAAAGUAUAAGAUUUUGGAUAGAACAAAUAAGAAACCUGGUUAUCACGCAAUUAGAGGAAUUUCAAGUGAGUCAAAAAUUCAAUGCAGUCGUUGACACAUUUCAGGACUUUGUGGCCCAUUAUGAAAUUGACAAAAAGCUUGAAGUACUCAUAGAAAAGUUUAUUGAGUUCUUAAACCAGCAGAAAGUUAAAGAAACCAUCAAAAUGGCAACAGACAUGUUAAAUAACAUUGAUCUCAGGUUGCACUGUAAAAGGGUGCUCACGUUUGUUGAUUCUGCAGUGAAACAAGUUAGGGACUAUGACUUUAAGAAGCUAAUUGAUGACCUCAACUAUUACUUAGAUAUCCUGGUCCAGAAGAUGAGGUCCUUUAAUUAUGAUAACUUUGUGGAUGAGUUCAACAACAAGGUCAAAAUGCUGACAGAAACAGUAAACCAGAAAUUGAAGGCUCUGGAGCUGCCCCAAAAAGCAGAAGCUUUAAGACAGUAUUUAAAUAAUGUGAGGAUAGUAGUCAUAGAGUAUCUUCAACAAGUGAGAGAAACAAGACUUGCUGCCAUUGCUAAGUGGUAUGAAGAUAUUAUGACCUCAACAGUAUUAAUUGAAUGGAAAACUAGAGCAAUUGAGUACCUUGAGGACACCAGAGACAGAAUAUAUGCUAUGAACAUAAAAGAAGAAUGCCAGAGGUAUCUACAACAGGUCAGCCAGGCUUACCAGCGCUUAGUGAUUUUAGUAACAGAACAGUGGAACACCAUGGCUGCAAAGAUUAGCGACUUUGCUAAAGAGAAUGAAAUCCAAGACUGGGUUGACAGAGUGAAAGUCCUUGUAGAAGAAGGGUUUGUUGUUCCCGAAAUUAACCUAAAAUUCAUCAUGUUUCCUGCCUUUGAAGUUAGCCUUCGGUCACUGAGAGAAGCAACAUUCAGGACACCAUACUUCAUUGUACCAUUUACAGAUUUGGAGAUCCAAUCUAUAGAAAUAAAUUUCAGAAAUCUAAGGAGCAUUGAAAUUCCAACAAGAUUUGUUACUCCUGAGUUUACAAUCUUAAACACCUAUAAAGUACCAUCAUAUGUUAUUGAUCUGAAUGAAAUGAAACUCAAGGUUGUAAGAAUAAUUGAUCAGAUUAUUUCAAGUGACUAUACAUUGCCAUCCCCGGACAUACUAUUGAGAGACAUAACAAUGAGUGACAUGGGAAUUCCUGAAUUUUCUAUUCCUGAAAUCUACAUUCCCAAUAUGCAUUUACCAGAGUAUAAAAUCCCUAAACUAAACUUGGAAAAUUUCCAGUUUCCUGACAUCAAGAUUCCUGAAUUCCAGCUUCCAAAAAUUCCUCACUCAGUUUCUAUUCCAACAUUUGGCAAGUUGUCUGGCUCAUUCAAAGUAGCAUCUCCUGUUUUCACAAUAUCUUCUUUAGCUGAGGUAAAAAAUUCCACAGUCACUGAGAAAUCACCAGAAAUGAUUGCUUCUCUUUCUACAGAGGCAACCUCCGUGUUUGAAGUUUUGGCUUUUACCUUUGGAGCUGAUGCACGGAUUUCUGCUCCCUUGAUGGAACAGUUAGUUCUUAAAGAAACUGUGUCACUAUCCAACAGACACGUGAAGGUGGAUCAUUUCAGUCAAGUUACCUUUGCAUCAAGUGAAAUUAGGACAGAAAUCCAAACUAAGGCUAACUUAAUAACCGAGAAGAAUACAGCUGAGCUUCAGAACUCCAUUAUUGUCACACUGCAGAAAAGAAUUACAGCAGAUGUGUUUACAAAAUACUCUCAUAGAUUGAAUAUUCCACAUGUUGACAUUUCAAGUGAGCUUGAGCUACAAAAUACUGUUGACACAACAGUGGACAUUGGGCGCAUUACCUUACUUUCUAAGGGUAAAGGAAACUGGAAAUGGGCUUGUCCUCUCUUCACAGAUGAAGGGACCCACCAGGCUGAUGUCAAGUUUUUUAUUCAAGGUGGCAACAUUGAACUUUCAGGCACUAAUAAAAUAAAUGACAAAUAUCUGAAGCUGGAUCAAAGCCUUAAGUAUAAUUCCAUGUUCCUGAACUUCGUAAGCAUUGAUAUAAUGUCCAAGGCAGAUGCUCCUAAUGUUGGAAAUAGCAUUGCUACACUGAAAGGAAAGGCUUCGAUUAGUGAGAUGAAGGUAGAACUUGAAGCAUCUCACAAUGCAGAACUAUCAGGCCGGUCUACUGGAACAAUAAACAACAAAUUUUCCUUUUUGACUAGAGCUUUUGAAAUAAAACUGUCCACUGCUAACAAUGGAAAUUUAAAAGUAAGUUUUCCUCUAAGACUGACAGGCAGGGUCGAGUUUCUAAACAACUAUGACUUAACCCUCAGCCCCACUGUACAGCAAGUUUCAUGGCAAGCAAAUGGAAGAUUCAACCAAUACAAAGUGGCUCAUACAAUUAUACUGGGUAAUAAUGAAGAGCAUAUUGAGGCUUCAUUGGCAAUGAAUGGGGAAGCAAACCUUGAUUUCUUGGCAAUACCUUUCUCCAUCCCUGAAAUCCAGGUCCCAUACACAUCAAUGAAGACACCAGAGGUUCGUGAAUUUUCUAUGUGGGAAAAAACUGGCUUGAAGAAUUUGCUGACAACAACUCGUCAGAAUUUCGAUCUGAACAUAAAACUUCAGUAUCAGAAAAAUAAAGACGUGCAUGUGAUUCCGUUGCCACUAGAUGCAGUUUUCGAUACCAUUAAUUCAAAUAUGAAGACUCUUAACAAAAAGUUUGAACAUGGCAGGGAUAAAACAUUGAACCUUUUGGUGGAUUCCUACAAUCAAGCCAAAGUGAGGUUUGAUAAACACAAAGUAGACAAUCAAGUUAGUAGGGUACCAAGAACAUUUAGAAUUCCUGGUUAUACUAUACCACUAGUAAAUAUUGAAGUUUCUUCCUUCUCUGCUGAACUUCCAGCUUUUGGUUAUGUAAUUCCCAAAGAAAUACGCACACCAAGCUUUGUUUUGCCAAUGAUUGGUUUCUCAAUCCCAACUUACAAAUUAGUCAUUCCUUCACUGGAAAUGCCUGUACUGCAUGUCCCCAACUCUUUACGCAGACUUUCUCUUCCAAAAUUUAAGCUGCCUAGUGGACAGAAUGGUAUAUUAAUCCCUGCACUAGGAAACCUCACUUAUGAUUUCUUCUUCAAAUCAAAUGUGAUUUCGCUCACUACAAGUGCUGGAAUAUACAAUCAGUCCGAUAUCUCUGCAAGAGUAAGUGUAGCCUCCACAUCAGUGAUUGAUGCUCUUCAGUUCAACAUAGAUGCAACAACAGGUCUAACUAGGAAAAGAGGUCUAAAACUGGCCACAGCAUUGGCAUUGAAAUCUGUAUUUGCCGAAGGAAAACAUGAAAGCUCAAUAUCAUUUGGAAAAAAAAACGUGGAAGCCUCUGUUAUAACAAAUGCAAAACUGGACACACCUCUGUUAAAGAGUACAUUGAAGCAAGAACUGACAGGCAACACAAAGACAAAGUCUACCGUGUCAUCCAUGAUCACGCUCACAUAUGAUUAUAAUGAUGUAUUGUUUGGAAACACAGCAAAGGGUAAACUUGAUCAUACAUUAAGUCUUGAAGGUCUCACAUCCUACUUUUCAGUGGUGUCAAGAGUAACAGGAGAUAUAACUGGAUCCCUUCUAAAUCGCCAAACAUUUUCUGGAACAUUGACCAAUGAUGCAAACACCUACAUAAACGCAAAUUCCCUUAGAUCUACCAUGAGACUGGCAGCCAACUCUAGGGUAGAUUACUUUGGAAACCUAGACUUAACAGAAAACCUUGCAGUUGAAGCCUCCACCAGUAGAAUCUAUGCAGUUUGGGAACAUAAGGGCAAAAAUUAUAUAGGAAUUACUCCACUGUUUAGGUCAGUAGGACAACAGAGCGCUAAAGCCACCUUAGAACUGGCCCUUUGGAGUCUACUAGCAGACCUUCAAAUGAACAUCCGCCAACCCAAUACAGAUAUUAAAGAAUUAAACCAAGGCAUUACAUUGAAUGUUAACACUGACAAGCAGGAAUUUAGCAUGAAUGGACAUAGUAUUGUGCAGACUCUUAUUCUGGCUCACAAUAUUAAGCUAUCCAAUGAUCAGACAGAGGCAAGAGUUGAAGCAGGUGGAUCAUUACAAGGCAAUGUGGCAUUCUUGAAGUCAGUUGUACUGCCGGUCUAUGAUAGGAGUCUGUGGGAUGUUUUGAAACUCGAUGUUACAACAGCUGCUGACAGAAACCAAUACCUCAAUGCAUCAACAACUCUAAUAUACACAAAAAGUAAUGAUGGAUUCUUCUACCCUAUUCCAUCUGAAAGAAUUGGAUAUGGUUCCACUAUAUCCAUCCCAGGACUGACAAUAAACAAUGAGGCUUUGCCAGAAAUUCAGUUUCCUGCAACUGACAUCAAGUUGUUGUACACUUCAGCCGCUGGCUCUAAAAUCCCCCUGGUUGAACUCUCUGCACCACAAUAUCGAGUGACAGUAUUCAGAUACACUCUUCCUAAAAAGAUCUUUGACUUGGAUUUCAACAGCCUCUUCAACACCAUAGCAGACAUUGACCUGCCAACAAUUGAGAUCCCAGAGCAGAAGAUUGAGAUCCCACCUAUUAAAUUGACACUGCCGGCAGGAAUUUACAUCCCAGCUUUUGGUUCAAUAUCUGGCUCCGUUCAGUUUGCUUCCCCAGUGUACAAUAUCACAUGGACAAACAAGCUGGAAAACAAACCAGAUUCUCUAGUAGGCACCAUAGAUGCCACCAGCAGUUCAACACUACAGUUUCUGGAGUUUGAUCUUGAUGCUUCCUUAGCAGGUACUCUAAAUGGAAGAAAUCUAAAUCUUAUUGGUCAAGGAAGUCUGGCACAUGUGGAUUUAAGUACAGUAUGGAAGGAGGAAGUUUCAUUUAAUGGCCUAAGGCUGCCACAACACAACUUCCAAGUAGAUAUUACUAGCCCUACAUUUACAAAUGUCCAGAUUCGUUGCCAGUAUGAUGAAAAUGGCAUCUCCUCAUCUGUAUCUUCACCAUCAACGGGUACUCUUGGUCUUCUCCUUGAGAAAGAUUCCAAGACAAUCAAAAUGAAAGUCAGCAGUCGCUCUGCAGCAUCACCUGAAAAGGAGGUACUUAUCCUAAAAAAUGAGCUAUCACUAAAAAACUCAGACAAGAUUCAAAACAAGUUUAACUGGCGUGAAGAUGCAGCACAGGACGUACUCAUUGGUUUAAAGGAAAGAUUGCCCAAGAUGUCAGAUGCCGUCUACAAUUGUGUAAACAGAUAUCACAAGGAACACUUAGGCAUGGACAUAAAAGAAGCCGGACAACAAAUGAAAGAACAUCUACAGACAAAAGUGUCAUCGGCUUACAAUUCUGCUUCCAAUCAUAUUGACAACCUGGAAUAUAAUUUCAGGUCAGCAGUCAGGGGUGCCAGUGGAAAAUAUGCAGAUGUCUCCAAAUCUCUACAGUGGUACCAAGGCCCAUCAGAUAUGUCCUUCAUUCUAAAUGAUGGUGUGAUUGACUCAAAAUUAUAUGAAGAAUCUGUGGCUGCAAUCAGAAGAUAUCAAAGUACAAUGAAAGAUAUUAUUGAUGCAGCUAUUACAUUUCUAAAGAAUACAAGAUUUCAGCUACCAGGCCAGAAACAGAAAUAUACUGGUGAAGAACAAUUUACAAUGGCGAUGAAGUGGACAGUGAAUACUAUGGAGCAAUUUAUUCAAAAGAUCCAAACGCUUCUUGAAACCUUCAUCCAGUCCAUUAAUGAUGUCAGCUUCAAUAUUCCUGGUACCAACUUCAAAAUUGAGAGCAAACACGUCAUCCUUGCAGUUAAAGAUUUUCUGAAAGAAGUACAACAGAUCACAAAGAAAAUAUUUAAUGAUCUCCAGUAUGUAAGCCUUGAAAGAAACUUACAGCAACUGAAAACUUUUGUUCAAGAAGUCUCCCAAAAAUCUGAAAAAAUUAUUGAAGCCUUGAAGUCCAGAAAUUAUGAAUACAUGCAGGUUCAAACCCAACAAAUGUAUAAUGAUGCCAUGAAUUCACAGUACAUGCAAUACCUUAGCAAACUUGCUGAAGAAAUCAAAAAGAGCACCAGCCAGCUUCUUAAAAUUUACCAGAAUAUCUAUGAAGAACUUUUAGAGAAAUUAAAGCAGUUACUUGUUUAUGCAAAGGCCUUGAGAGAAGAAUAUCUAGACCCAAAUAUUGUGGGAUGGUCUGUGAAAUAUUAUGAAAUCGAAGAGAAAGUUCUUCAACUCUUUAAACUCAUCAUUGAUUCAUUGAAAAAUUUGCCUGCACAAUAUGGGAUCAAUAUGUCAGAGAUUAAUGAACAAAUGAAAGCUUCGCUGAAGGAUUAUUAUGAGCAAAGUAAGAUUCUGUUGACCAAUGCUGAAGAUAAGGGAAGGAAGCAAGUGAGGGAACUUUCCAUAAAAUUAGAACAAAAAGUCAGUGAUUGGUCAAGAAAUGCCAAACAUGCUUCAUCUGAAUAUUCUCAGAUUCUAAAUGCAAAGCUUCAGGAAACUUAUGGUAAAAUGUUGAGAUCCUACGAGGACUUCCUUGUUGAAGCAAAUCGUCUCCUUGAUCUGAUCAUCCAAAAAUAUAAUGACUUCAUAGAAGUCCUCAGUCAGAUGCUGCAAAAUUUCCAGAAUUCUGCCAGUGAAGAGGUGAAAACAUAUGUGUCAACACGUAAAGGUGAGGUUAAAGUUGAAAUCCCACAUCCCUUUGAUUGGAAAUCCUUUGAUGAAAUUCCCCAAGUAAGAAGGGAUAUCAUAGCUAAGAGGAUGGAAAUUGCACGUGCCAUGGUUCUUGAAGGUAUUGAAAAAGGCUCUAAACAAUGGGAAGAAAUGCAACAACUAAUUGAGAAACAAAUUGAAGACGGAAAACUAACUGCACAGCAAGUCAUCGAAAACAUCAAAAAUUGGAGGAAUAAAAACUGAAUGGACAUUAUGUACUGUAGCACCCAAAAUUUAGGUUUUUACUCAGGUUGGAAGUAGCAACAAUCAGUGUUCGUUAUGUUUUAAAGCUAUUGUUGUUUCUUGUAAAUGAAAAAAAAAAAAAAGUUAACGUUAACUAAUAAAAAUUGUUUGUUAUAAGCCGGUAUUAUUUUAAGUAAUUUUUCCCCUUCUUUGCAAAAUACAAAAUUAAAUUGAAUC